This is a messenger RNA of Cherax quadricarinatus, 8745 nucleotides long. Lineage: Eukaryota; Metazoa; Arthropoda; Malacostraca; Decapoda; Parastacidae. The record is from RefSeq and is a predicted model, not a curated record.
AGGCUCUAGGUGGCACUGCCCCAGGCACCUGAGUACCACCACUAGUCAAGGGUAGGACUCUGUUGAGAGGGUGGUGACACUCUUUGGUGCCAUAGUGUAAUAGGGGUGGCACUAGAGAGUGGGAAUUAGUGGUUGCUGUUGCCAUCCUGCUGAUCUGGCAGCUAUGGCAGACCCCAAGCAGCAGAUAGAGCAGGAGUGUCAGCAGGUACAGGAGCACCUGCUGAAGCUGACUGCUGACCGUAAUGCCCUCCACCAUGAAUUUGAGCAGCUUACCCGCAGCAGUCAGCGCCUGCUUCAGCAGAUACAGGAAGACAGCACCACUGCUGGAGAGAGGAAGUUCCACAACUAUGAAGCGGAAAAGAAGCGGAUCGAAGAGAAGCUGGAGGCUCUGGAGAACGACAUCUUGGAGAAAAACAAGAAGAUCCUCCUCUUAGAUUCCAAAGCAGGCGAUUACUUAUUGCAAGUGAGCACUGCUAGCAACACGCUCUUUGAUAAUGAGGUUGCAAAAUCUGGCAUCAGUGGUGAUGCAGUGGGUAGCAGGGAGGUUCUAGCAUGUAGCCAGGGCGGUAGUUCUACUAGUAACGAGGUGGUUCUUAGCAGUGUUGAUAAGAUUGAAGAUAAUAAUGUUUUGUGUAGUAAAGAAGCAGCAAGUGAUGUUAUUAUUAGUAAGGUUUGUGAGCAAGGUAAAGUAGAGGAACCCAGUCAGCAGGUAGCAGAACCUCCUGCUGGUGGGUGCCUCAUCUCCUGCUCCACUACUGAAGAAGCUGCAGUGGAAGUACAGGUGGAAAAAGAAAUUUCAGUCAGUGAAGAUGAAGUGAAAAAAGAAAAAUUGAAAGAAAUUGAUCAUAGUGCAAAAACAGUUGAUGUGAAAGAAGGGGAUACCAGUGUUAAAAGUUCACUUGAGGGAAAUACAGAGGUGGUAGAUAGUGCGAGAGAAAAUAAUGGAAUACCUGAAGAUGAUGAUAAAGGUGAAGUCAAUAUGGAGGCGGUGAAUAACAGCAAUGAAGAAGUUAUGAAUGAGGUGAUGUAUGGCAGUGUGGGGCAUAGUGCAUUGCAUGUUGCUGCUGCACCGUCAGGCUUGUCUGUAGCAGCAACCAUGCAGCAGGCUGCUGCUGGUGCAGCUGUGCCUGCUGCUACACAUGCACCAUUGUCUCCAUCUGUUGCAACUGCAGCUUCCUUGCAGCAGUCUGCUGCUGGUGCAGCUAUCCCUAUACCUGCACCAUUGACUCCAUCUGUAGCAGUUACUGUGCAGCAGGCUUCUGCUGAUGCGGCUGUCCCUACUGCUCCACCUGCACUGUUAAGUCUAUCUGUUGCAAGUGCAGCUUCCCUGCAGCAGGCUGCUGCUGGUGCAACUGCCCCUACUGCUGCACCUUCUGAAACAUCUGCUAGAGGUACACCAGGGGCAGACAGUACAGGUAAGCAGACUAGUGGUAAUGGGUCACCAGUGCGUGAUCAAGUGGCCUCUCUGUCGGUGCUCGUGGCUGAGCUGCGUCGUGUCAAGGACGACAUGGGCAAGUGCAUGUCCAUCAAGGAACAAUCCUUCAUUGAACUGGAAGAUCAGCUUCAGGCUGCCAACAGAGAACUUUCGGCUCUCAAGGUUUCAAUGUCGGCUGUGUCGAAGGAUCUGGAAGAAAAGGAGCAGCGUUAUCAAGCCUUGGAAGAAGAGAACAAGAAGAAGAAGAUGGAUAUUGAGUUUAAGAUGAGUGAGAUACAAGAAGUGACAACGAAGUGUACCAUGCUGGCCGAGGAGAAGACGGAUUUGUUGCGCAAGUUGGAGGUGUUGGAGAUCAUGAUGACGGAAUAUCGUACGGAGAUCGAGAUGCUCAUCGCGGAGAAGACCAAGAUGGAGGAACAGACCAAAGAGUUACUGGCUGCCAAGACGACAACGUCGACGGCCGAGGCUGAGAUAGACUCCAGGACCAGUGUGGAGGAGAAGGAAAAGGAAAUUGAAGAACUAGUGGAGAAGGUGCAGAGUAUGGAGAAGGCAAUGAAAGAAUUGAACGAUAAGUUGAAAGUCACCAACAGGCACUUGAAGGUGAUGGCUCGUGAACGCGAACACAAGCAGAAGGAAUGUGAGGUUCUUCGACGCAAGGUGGAAAUGGUGGAGCUCAAGAUGUGUGAGCUUCAAGGAACCUUCGACAUGCUGGUGAAAGCUGUCAUGGUCGAACGAGACAAUGUUAUUAAGGACAUGGAAGACAAGACCGGCCAGAUAGACGACCUCCAGCAGACUCUAGUUCGACUCAAGGACACUCAUGAGCAGGAGCUGGAAAAUGUUCUCUAUGAAAAAAGGCUCCUUGAUGACGAGCUCUCCAGGUAUAGAUCCGGGGAGCUGAGGUCAUCAGCAGUAGCUGUAGUGGAGCAGAGAGACUUUGAUGUUGUCACACAAGAGAAACAGACAUUGGAAAUUCAAGUGAAACAGAAGACAGAGGAGACUAAAAUCCUCCAGGAUAAAGUAGAGAACAUCCAGCAUGACAUGACGGAGUUCGUGGCAUCUCUGAAGGACGAGAUGCAACGCCUCAAGGAAGACAGCGAGAAGGUGAAAGCAGAGAAGAAUGACUUGACUGCAACGUUCACCACUCUGCACGCCGAACAUUUAGACCUGACCAACAGACACCAGCAGUUGGAAAUGUCGUUCCAAGAACUGGAAAAGUCGAAACGAGAAAAGACUGACAAUCUGGAGUCCCUACGACUCCAGUUGGAGGACCUCCAGCACCAACUGGAAGAUGUCAAUACCAAGAACAUCAAAACAACGGCUGUGAUGCGCACCAAAGAGGAGGAAUUUCGUGAGGAGUUGGCAGCUCGCGAGGGAACUAUCCAAGAGCUAACCAUUACUCUCACAAACAAUCAAAAACAAUCCAUGGAAAACUACAAUGCUCUUCUGGAUGACAAAACUGCUCUGGAGAUCAAAUAUAAAAAUAUCCUCACAGAAAAAGAAAAGCUGAAAAAAGACUUGGAUGAAAAACUAACUUUAUUACAGGAAGAAAAGAGUCAGGAAGUUAAAGAGCUACAGGAAAAAAUAAAGUCAACGAUGGAAGAAUUAAAUAAAGUUAAGAGUGAGCUCUCAGAGCCAGUAAGAGCCGGUGAGGAGCAAGAUAAGGUCGCCUCAUCUCAGGUCAACACUGAUGCACCUUCCCAUCCUCCACCGACUGUUGGAGAAUGUGGAGAAGUUGCAGAUAGAGAGGAACUUAUCAAAGUUCUCACUAAGAGAGGACAGGACCUUAAAGAGGCCCUCGAGAGCACUCACAAUAAGUUGGAUGCCAAAGAGGAAGAAAUACGGACUCUUGUGGAGGAAGAUAUUCCCAAGCUGCGCCAGACCAUCAAAGAGCUCACCAUGGAACUUGAGGCUCUCAAACAGAAGUCUGCCAGCGCGGGAACUUUCGAGAGUCAUGAGCAGUUUGAGUCUGUCAUAGCUGCCAAGGAGGAGAAGAUCAGAGAGCUGGAGUCCAAGGUGGGUGAGCUGGACAAGUGCACAGCGUAUAUCACCCAGCUUGAGGGACGCCUCCAGGAAACCUCAGCUGCUCCGAACACUUUAGAAUCUCAGCUUGAACAAAUAAAUCAGCUUAGUGCAGACAUUUCUAAGCUGAAGGAGGAAUUGCAGCAGAGCUGCAAGGAAUGUGAAGCUUUGAAGGUUACUGUCACAGAACUGCAGAAUGAAAACAAGAAUUUACAGAACGAGAAGUCAAAGUUAGUGGAGGAAUACGAGAAGAAGUUAGAAGAAGCACGUAACAACGUAGAGGAAGCCAGCAGUCAACUAGAAGAAAAAAAAAACUCGGUUGAAAGAUUAGAAAGAGAACUUAGCAGUAGUAUUAGUAGUCACUUAGCUAAGGUUUCUCUAGUAGAGAGGAACCAUAUGAGUAGGGUAGCAGAGUUAGUUAAGCUUCAUAGAUAUAAAGUAGAGGACCUUAGAGUAAGCAACGCAGCUCAGCUCGGCAAGCUGCACAAACACAUUGAAGAUUUGUACCAAGAGAAAGCAGCCCUCAACGACCAACUUCAAACGAUUAAGUUCAGUGUGAGUUCGUCACAACGAGAAAUAACUUUAGAACAAGAAAGAGACAGCCUUCAGUCCCAUGUUAUAACUCUUCAACACAACGUUGAAUCAUUGGAAAAAGAGAAAUUGCAAAUUGAAGAAGAGAAACGACUAUUGAAAAAUGGCUUUGAAGAGGAGCAAAUAAUGGCACUGGAGAUGCAAACCCAAAUGGUGAGUGACCUGGAACAAUUAAUACUGAACUUGGAAUCUGAGAAAGGCAGUCUGGAGAAGGAACUUGCUAACUUACGUUCCUCCUGCGAUGCUCACUCUGCCAGUCUUUUAGAAAGCGAAAAGAAAGUUGCAGUAUGUGAAGAUCUGGUUGUCAACUUGGCCAAGGAAAAGGCAAGUCUCAAGGAGGAGAUCAAAGGUCUUAAAGAAAUCAUCGGAGGAGAGACAGUGUCCCGGAUCAGUGAGGAUCAUCACAAGACCAAGACCAUUGAGGAACUGACAGCUAAGCUUGAGAAGCUGGAAACUUUGCUUGAGAAAGCACAAAUAGCUUUGGAAGAACAAGAAGAUGUUUAUGCUCUUAAGCUUAAAGAAGAAAAAGAUGACCACAUGAUGCAGCUCAAGGCUCUGCGUAAAGAAUUGAACGAAGAAGUUGGCGUGAUCCAGGAGCGGAAAGAGCAAGUGGCGCUAGAGUAUGAAGACAAGAUUGGUCUGAUAAUUGCAGAGUACCAGGAGCAACUCAGUAGCUUGGCCAGCAAGCAUGAGGCCAGGUUGCUGGAAGAGAAGGCUGAAUUUGGCCGAGUGUUGGUCUCCAAGAUUGAUGAGUACGAGGGCCGGUUGGCCACCCAGGCUGCCGACAUCAAGUCAUACGAGGCUCAGCUUGAUGUUCUUCAGGGUGACAUCGACAAUAAGGCAAAGGUGAUCGAGGAGCUGGAGUGCAGCCUCGAUGAGAUGACACUAAUGAGAGCUGCUCUGAGGGCUCAAGUUGACGACCUCAAGUUAAGCAUCACUAAAAUAAAUGAGGGUACAGAAGGGUCUUAUUUGGAUGUCCUCCACGCCGACUAUCAGUCUAGACUGACAGAAGUCCAGGAGCACUAUGAGGCCCAACUAGCGUUCUUGCGCUCAUUGCUCUCAGGAGCAGAGAGUGAGGUACAGAGAGCAACAUGUAGCUCACCUUCCCAGGACUCUGAGUACUCAAUUGAGCUCUCGUGUCUCCGACCGUACUUGCAAGGACAGUCGUCCCCCAUAGCUGACCUGGCAUUAGAAUUAAGGUCACAUUCUGCCCAGGGAUCACAGUCUGGCUUCCUCAGUGAGACUGAUACCAGAGCAUCGUGUCAAAGUUGUCAUAUCUUGGCACGGUCAUCUUCAAGCACCAAGUGCAAGGAAGAAAUUCGCUCUUACUCAUCGGCAGAUGGCAAGAUUGGCAUCACUCUGACUUCCCUAACUGCACAUCUAAGAACUAAAUCUAUAUCUAAGGCUAAAAGUAAGUGCAAGUCCAAUGGAUCAAUCCCACGCUUGCUGCUCAACUCUGCCUCCAGAUCUGAGCUCAAGCAACUACAAGCAACCUUAGGCAACAAGAACAAGUCAAAAAUGUUGGCAAACUUGCCUCAGGGAUCACAGCAGACAAAUGACUUGACAGGAAACACCUGUCAAACUCACACACCUAAUUCUGAUUCUCAUUCAGUAGACAACACACUGGAUGGGUCCAGGCAUGACUCCUACAUUCCCAGCCCUCUCUUUGACUCAGCUCUCUCCAGCAUGGGGGCUAGACCACGGCCCCCUCGCAGAUCUGCUGCAAAGUUCAAAUCCUUUCCGCCAUCAAAACAACCAAUUUGCUUCGAUGCGGAACCCUGCCCAGCCACUGAUGCCAUAUCCAGCACUGGUGAACCCUGUUCAGCCACUGAUGCCACUGUACCCAGCAGUGCUGAGCCCUACCUGGCCCUCAACGCCAUUGUACCCAGCAGUGCCGAGCCCUACCCAGCCCUCGACGCCGGCACCACGCCGCUCGACAAAGUGAAAGGGCUGGCGUUGCUGAAGCGACUAUGGACGAAGCUGGCCAGCAAGCUGCGGCGACGGCGGCCAGGCCUGCCCGGCCUGCCGGGUCGGAUGAGAGGCUGUGGCCGGCCGCGGCCGCCCAUCCGGCCCUCCAGACGCAAGUAGACGUGUGAUGACGCCACGAAUGAGCGCGUCGUGGCUGACAAUGCCAUGAACGAGCGCCUCGUGGCUGACACCACCACGAACGAGCGCCUCAUGGCUGAUGCCACCACGAAUGAGCGUCUUGUGGCUGACACCACCACGAACGAGCGCCUCGUUCUUGCUCUACGUCAGUUCGAGGAAGAGAAACGACAAACAGCUAAAACGAUAGCUAUGUUAGAAUUUAAUAACCAACAUAACAAGAACAAGGUGAGGAACACAGAGCUCUUGAUCCAGGCUGAUGGAGCUUCCCCCCAUCCGUUGAGUUAUGAGAAGCAGAUAAGUCAGAUUGAGGUCAACAAUGCAGACAUGCACAGUAAGAUAGGCACUGUGCAACUGGAGCGAGAUGCUGCAAAAUCGGAGGUUGCAAGUCUCAACUCCUUCAACCUGCAGUUGCAGGAGAAGGUUGGGGACCUCACAGGGGCGAGGGAAGCCCUGCAACACCAGGUUGCAAUGCUGGAGGUCACUGUUGCAGAGCUGGAGGUCAAGGUGGAGGAGACGGAGGUGCAAUCACAAGAGACCAUCCACACUUUGCAGAACAACCUUGUCAACUUGCAGAAACAGGUCCAGGGCCUCAAGGAGACCAGCACCAAGCUGGCCCUGGACCUGGAGAGUGAGAGUAAGCUGCGACUGGAUGCACAGGCCCAGCUUAGCCAGCUUAGACAGCUGCAACGACAACUGGACGAGGCGCGACUUUCUGACGCAGCUAAAAUAAAUGAACUCCAGAGCAAGAACGAGGAACUGGAAGCAACUGUCGUUUGCCUAAAGGAACGACAAGUUCACCAGAACAAGGGACAGGAAACAACAGUCACUACCCUAAAGGAACAACAAACUUGUGAGAAUGAGAAACAGGAAGCGACGGUUACCCUAAAGGAGCGACAAUCUGAGAAUGAGUUCCUAAAGGAACUCAAAGCUCAUGUCGCACAGCUUGAAUCAGAGAAGACAACCCUAAUGGAGAAACUAUCCAGCAUAACAAGCACGGCCGCUGCCUCCACCUCCGAUAACAGUGUAAAUACAACAGCAGAACAGGUUGACGAAAAGACACGAACGAACGUUAGUGAAGACGUGACCAGACUGAAAGAUUUAUUGAAGACGAAAGAUGAAGAAAACAAGAGAAUAAGAGAGUCACUCCAAGAUGCACAACACAGACUAAGACUGUCGGAGGUAAUCAGUGGAGAGGUGGAGGAGCAGCGGAAGAGGGUCCGGGAGCUGGAGUCCAGCCUAACUUCACUACAGGAGCAACACCGCCAGCAGCUGAGGGCUCUAGAGCUUGAGACCCAACGACAGGUCGCUUCCAAGGAACAACAGUGUCAACAAACUAUUUCUUCUGCCUAUGAUCAGCAAGACACUGAGACAAGUGAGCUGGUGCGGCAGCACCGCCAGACACUGCAGGAAGCCACCGCGACGGCGCGACACAAGGCUGCUGCCCUCGACACUGUUGUCAUCGACUACCAGACCAAGCUUAAGGUACGGUGCCAGAACACUUGUAGUUGUUCAACAUGUCAUGAAGGACAACUGGCAGCCCUGGCAGCCAAACUCUGAGACCCAACAUCAAGGCAGGUGGAGCCACUGAAGGUCCGGGCCGAGAAGAUGGUCCGACAACGUGAGGCGCAGCUCCUAGACCAGAAGGACGACCUUACUACAGAGUGGAACAAGGAACGCAGGGAACUGGAACGACUAACACAAGUAGCAGCGGCAGCGUUCAGGAACGGCACUGAAUCUGUGGAGCUUCUUAAGAAGCAAGUAGCAGCUCAACGAAGAGAACUGGAGGAGGUGAAGCUUAAUUAUGGGAAGGAGAUCGGAGAAUUGAAAGCCUUGCUGGAGGUGAAGCGGAGGUCAAGAGGCGGAGGCGGAGGCGGAGUGAGGCUGGGAGUGUCGCUGGAGGAGGCAGCAGAGUUUGAAUAUCUGAAGAACAUUCUCUAUCAGUACAUGUUAGGCAAAGAAACACAGACCCUGAGCAAGGUGCUAUGUGCUGUGGUCAAGUUCGAUGCUCAACAACAACAAGAAAUCUUCGAACAUGAGGAACAGCGCCAGAAUUUGCUACAAGUGGAGAUAGAGCGGACUACCCUCCAUCCAUCGCUCUUGCAAGAAGAUGAUAGAUCAGAUCCAUCCAAGACUCUGUGAUUAUUGAGCUUCAGGGCUGGUCACAAGGGCUGGGACUCUACUGAACAUCUGCAGUCACAAGAUGAAUGAUCUUCCUGACAGUACCUGAAUGAUGAUACAAGCACAUCUCUUACCUAAUUGUGGUUGCUGGGAACGAGUCACAGCUCCUCGCCCCUUGGAGUCCACUGCUGGCACCCACUGCCAUCUGCAUCAGUUGAUUCUGUAUUUAACAUCCCUCAGUACAGCGUUCCAGAAAACAUUUUAACUGAGCACCAUCAUGGCCUGGGCACCAUCAUGACCUGGGCACCAUCAUGGCCUGGGCACCAUCAUGGCCUGGGCAUCAUCAUGGCCUGGGCACCAUCAUGGCCUGGGCACCAUCAUGGCCUGGGCACCAUCAUGACCUGGGCACCAUCAUGGCCUGGGCACCAUCAUGACCUGGGCACCAUCAUCGCCUGGGCACCAUCAUGACCUGGGCA